CCGGCACUCAACUUCAGCUGACGUAUUCUUAGCCUGAUAUCUUGAAUCUGAUUACUUGUCCAGCAGCAGAGAAUAAAAGCUCAAGCUGAUUCAAGUUCAAGCCAGAGACAAAUGCUAGCAGCAGCUCGAGCAGAACUCGCGUCUGGUGAUUCAGGCGCCGGGCCAAAUGGUGCCUCCACAAAACCGCCCAAGAAGCGCGUCCGCAAUUUCACGGCAGAUGACCGGGCUGCACAUCGCAUCUUUGAGAAGAAGCGCCGGGAGCUGUUUCGAGAGCGGCUUAACGACCUGGCGAAAGAACUACCAGCGCUAGCUGGGAAGAACCCCGCCAGGCUGUCCAAGCACGACGUGAUUGAUGAGAGCAUCUCACGUCAUCAGUUCGAACGCACUGCGUGCCUGGAUGUGAUACAGGCUUAUAGGGCGAUGGUUCGGGAACGAGAUGAGCUGCUUGCUGAGGUGAAUACCUGGCGAGCUACCGCUGCGAUGCCUGAACGUCGUUCUAUGAGCACCCAGAUGAACCUUGAUGACCUGGGGAAGUUGGAGACUAGAAUUCGAGGUCAGCAAGCAGAAGGCUUUCGUGCUGAUGCCCAAGACUCAGCUCCGCUGGAUACGAGCUACACUGUCGUCAACGAUCCGACUUCUCAGCCUUCUUUCUCUCCUCCGACCAAUUCUAUUCACCCAGCACCAGUACCCCACACAACCUUACUAGGUAACGAAGAAGCCAGUCUAAUUCAAAGCUCUUCAUUUGAUCCGACUGGACCAAUACCUCAUUCAGAUGAGCUUAUCAACCAGACUAUGGCUCUGAUGGAAACGCAACAUUUACCAAACCAAGCUAUGAUGAUGCCACUAAAGAAUAUGAACGAGUCCAGCGUCGAUGAAAUUGCAGAAACACAACUGGAGAAUGGCAGGCCGAUCUCUAACAUGCACGACUUCCUUGCGGACACUUCAGGCGAUCAGAUGUCUCUCACGGGCUGGGGUACCGACUUUCCUCUUUCAGCGAUGGAUUUUGGGCCAGAUACGACACUUCAACAAUAUUGUUUCUAGUACUCUUGGGCAAAUUGCUUUGGUGGUCAAUUUCUCGGCGAUGUGAAAGACUUGUCUACACUUUAGCCUGCAUGGCUUCAACCUUGGCCUUGCUUCGCUCUUCACCACCAAUAAACAGUGUCAGCGCAUCUGCCAAGCGAGUCUUGGUCGCUUUAUCAGCCUCAUUCGCCUUGUCAAUCUCAGCACCACCGUUAGCAAGAUAGUCGACAUCAGUGCUGGCCAGUUUUCCAUCCCAGUCUGGUCCAGCCAAGGGAUCGAUAGAAAGGAGCUUCUUGAGUCUCUCAGGGAGUGGAUUAGCGUUCUUAUACGCGUGAACAGGCUUAGGAAGACCUUCUCCGGGCUGCUUGGAAGCAUCGUAAGGAAGCUUUGAGAGUUUCUCGAGGACGGUGUGAGAGAUGGUGGCUGAGUGGCAUCCCAUCUCACCAGCGGCCAUAGCUUCCUGAGGCGUGAUAAAGCUGGGGACCUGUCAGUUUGGAUGCUGGUAUCUGUGGUCUAUUUCCUACCUGGCAUUUUUCACAAGGGGUUGUUCCUUUCCGGUUUCCUUGUAAAGCCGUUUGUAUGUCUCAAGAAUCUGGACGAUGCGUGGAGAGUUUGGGUGCUCCAGCGCAGGGUCAGCAACGUCUGGCCAAAGAGAUAGCUCAUCAUGCGCCCGCGUUUCUGUAGCUUUGUGUUAAUUGUUUAACGUUACUGCUUAUUUAUUUAACUUACCGUUGUAGUAGGG
Messenger RNA from Fusarium odoratissimum NRRL 54006, 1762 nucleotides. RefSeq lists its product as uncharacterized. NCBI's taxonomy places the organism in Eukaryota, Fungi, Ascomycota, Sordariomycetes, Hypocreales, Nectriaceae. Gene Ontology annotation, molecular function: protein dimerization activity. The record is from RefSeq and is a predicted model, not a curated record. The coding region runs from base 112 to 1041 and encodes 309 amino acids. The transcript is spliced from 2 exons.